Messenger RNA from Zymoseptoria tritici IPO323, 604 nucleotides. RefSeq lists its product as uncharacterized. The transcript has a single exon. Lineage: Eukaryota; Fungi; Ascomycota; Dothideomycetes; Mycosphaerellales; Mycosphaerellaceae. Bases 226 to 561 code for a protein of 111 amino acids. The record is from RefSeq and is a predicted model, not a curated record.
GUCUCCGCCAACCUUCAUGCAUCCUCCGCUCUGCUCAACGCUUACGAUCCUAUGACCAGAUCCGCCGAACGGCCGACACACCUCCGUCUUCCACGAGCGACGAUGCGCCCACCAACUCGACCGAGAGCAUGUCUCGAUGAAAGCGGCACGAGCCAGGUCCGGCACUGGCAUUGAUAAGUCCAUCCAUGAGCUCGAAAGUCAGACCGAAAUCGGGGAGCGGAGGAGAUGCCGAAUGUGCUCGCAAGACAUAAAACGAAGGCUGGGACACACACACACACACACACACACACACACGGAAGCCCCAUCGAGCCCGUUACGACCACCUGCCGGUCGCACCCACCGACCAAUGCUAAGAGGCACAACGGACCGGUGAUGCGCUUCGCAAUACCGAGCGAUCAUUCUCGAAGUGGCAACGAGGAGGGUGUGGACUUCACCGCGGAACUGCUGGACAAGGCGGACAAGGCGGACAUUGAGCCCAUGUUCGGGGAGGAGGUGCAGCGUUUGGUGGAAGCUAGUCCGGCGAAGAGUGGGAAGUUGCGCGCUGACAAGGUGAUACCAUAGCUUCACACUCGUGGUUGAGUGGACGCAUGCCGCAUUCCCGACU